CUGACCCAAAAUAGGAUGGAAAUGGCGACAUGAUUCGCGCCCGCAAAAAAGACGACGCUGAUUGGCCGCGUUUCCAAGCGCAGUCUUUCUCAUGUUCACUGUGAAGGUUGGCUUUCUAACAACGUACCCACUUUCCUCACAUCACCAAUCAACCAACAUGACUGAGAUCGCUACUUUCGCAGCAGGAUGCUUCUGGGGUGUCGAGAAGGCCUUUCAGAAGUUCUACAAGGACGAGGACAUCAAGGCCAGUGUCGGCUACACUGGUGGCGCCGACAACAACCCAGACUACAAGAAGGUCUGCACCGGAUCCACGAACCAUGCAGAGGCUAUCCAGAUCCACUACACUCCCAACGAUAAGAUCAAUUAUCCCAACCUGGUCGAGUUCUUUUACAGGAUGCACGAUCCCACCACUUUGAACUCACAGGGCCCCGAUGUCGGAACCCAGUACCGCUCCGCCAUCUUUUACCACUCUCCCGAGCAGGAACAGAUCGCAAAAAAGGUCACCGCUGAGGUUCAGGACAAGCAUUACAAGGGUCAGCACAUUGCCACGCAGAUCGUUCCCGCGGGCGAAUGGUUCGAUGCAGAGGAAUACCACCAAAAGUACUUGGAUAAGAACCCAGACGGCUACGAAUGCCCCUCGCACUUUUUAAGAUGGUAGAAGAGGACAACAGAAGCCCAUAAUCAAUAAAUGAUAUGCAACAUCACGAUGACUCCAGGUUCCUCCGUUUCCAGUCAUGUAGUCUAUGAAACCAAAUUUUUUGAGCCAUUGCAGAAAUCCGCACUCCUGGCCAUUGGUUACAGAUCACAAAGAAAAUAAACCGCACUUCUUUGCUCAUGGG
Molecule: messenger RNA, 839 nt
Organism: Gamsiella multidivaricata
Lineage: Eukaryota; Fungi; Mortierellomycota; Mortierellomycetes; Mortierellales; Mortierellaceae
Exons: 2
Coding region: 92-658 (188 amino acids)
Molecular function (GO): peptide-methionine (S)-S-oxide reductase activity
Source: RefSeq, a predicted model, not a curated record